Molecule: messenger RNA, 3704 nt
Organism: Marchantia polymorpha subsp. ruderalis
Lineage: Eukaryota; Viridiplantae; Streptophyta; Marchantiopsida; Marchantiales; Marchantiaceae
Source: the annotation of a GenBank genome assembly
UCCGUCGGCACCUUCCUCCUCUCGUUCGCUGCGCUGCUCGUCGUCGCUCGUCGGCCCGCCGCUGCUCGGUCUGGGCCCCGCGCGGUCUCCGCCUCUGGGGAAGCGAUUCAAGGGUCUCGGAUCGAGCGACGUCGGAUUUGGGCGAAUUUUGCUUACCCGGCGGCCCGCUUUCAUGGACGGGGCGAGCUUUGUCGCUUCCGCAGGAGCUUGGCCGUCGUCCCGGGGUCUUAAACCUCGGACCUCAAUCGCAGAAUCUCCAUCGGUGACGUGAUGGGGCCAGAAGGCUGUCGUCGUCGUCUUCGUCGUAGUAGGCAGGUGACCGAAUUCGGUAAUCGAGGGGUGAUUUUGUUGCGCAAUUGUAUACGCUGCGGCAGGCGGGGGUGAUUGAUUGUUUCGGGAAAAUUGCUGUCGAGUGGUGGCGUCGUCGCGGUGAGAGAUUUUGCCAAGCGGUAGUUGUCGUGCGCGGGUGCGCCGAGACCGACGAGGAAGAUUUGCGCGCUUGUUCUGGGGGAUAAUUCGGAAGACCAGGUGGUGCCGGACGGGAGGAGUCGUGUUCGGAGACGAAGGUCGUUGGGGUCUACACGGAAUAUCAUGGGCUCUGAGUGCCUUCCAGAAUGAACCUUCUUCGUUGUCGGCACGACCUGCGAAAGUCUCACUCUUUUCCGAAUUCGCUUGACAUUCCUGAUCUUUUCCGAGCCUUUUGGGCUCCAUGUAGCUUGUUGCCUUGUGGGCUCCUUCUGUACGAGGUAGAAGCCGGGCGUGAGCCGAACGUUUCAUAGUCGCAUUCUGCGGGGCUGAGCUGGGUUCUUUGUUCUCGUGGAAGGUGGUGGUCUGCCUCCUCAGCGUUAUCUUCGAAACUUUUUCUUGAAUCAGAGCAUGCGCUUUAUGAAUGGAGCUCGAAGGCAUUCGAAAGUCGGGUUCUUCUGGCGGUGAUUGUUAAGAGGUGUAGAGAAAUUCAUGGUAGUAUGGAUUGAAGCUUGAAGAGUCCGCAAUUGGAAUCGCCGUCAUUGUCGGAGCUCUUUUAUGAGCUGAAUUGCGCACGUACUCCGGUCGAAUGGUAAGCAGAUGAGCGCGGUAAAACAUUGCGGAAAGUGGAUAAAUCCAGUCAAACCACUGCAACCAUGCCCGGAGUUGCUUGGGACGGUUCGGGAGAAGAUGUGGGCAUCAAUGGGCCAAUUGAGAAUGAUGAACUGCCUACAAUCACCGACUCCGGGAAGGUUUGCAUACUGAGUAUUGAUGGCGGGGGCAUGAGGGGUAUCAUCCCCGGACGAAUUUUGGCCUACCUCGAGGCAGCUUUGAAAGCGAGGAGCGGAAAUCCGAAUGCCAAAAUUGCAGACUAUUUUGACGUUGCUGCCGGCACGAGCGUAGGUGGUAUACUUACCACGAUGCUUUUUACCAAUGAUGGCACGGGGUCCCCUCUGUUUAGCGGCGAGGAAAGCUGGAGACUGAUUGCCGAGAAAGGGGAGCAAAUUUUCAAAAUUCCCAAAACCCAGCGAGCUUGGAAAAAGUUGAGGGGUAUUAUGACUCCGAGGUACUCCACGAAGUACCUUGAAGGGAUUUUGAAGCAGUAUCUCAUCAGGGAUGGCCGAGCACUAACUCUGAGAGAUACGCUGAAACCCGUACUCAUCCCUUGUUACGACCUUCAGAGUGCCGGUCCGUUUCUGUUCUCAAGAGCUGAUGCUCUGGAUUGCGAGGCUUGGGAUUUUUCUCUUUGGGAGAUUUGUCGUGCAACCUCUGCGGUUCCGUCGUUUUUCAAACCCGCUAACAUGACAUCUAUAGACGGUAAGACCACGUGUACAGCCAUCGAUGGGGGCAUUGUGAUGAACAAUCCGACCGCAGCUGCGAUCACUCACGUCCUGCACAAUAAGCUUGAGUUUCCUUCUGUACGAGGGAUGAGCGACCUGCUGGUUUUGUCAUUAGGCACAGGCCAGUUUGACCAAACGUAUGGCUAUAAAAAAGUUCGACACUGGGGCGCGUUCCAAUGGGCGAAACCCAUUGUUAAGAUAAUCCUGGAUGGUAUCUCCGAUAUGGUCGAUCACACUAUCAGCAUGUCAUUUGGUGAUACCUUUCGUAAGAACUACGUUCGUGUUCAGGUGUCAGGACUACCGGACAGAGCCUUAACAGAAAUGGAUGAUGGUAGUCAGGGGAAUGUAAAGCGCUUGAUGAAGUUGGCGGACGAGCUGCUUAAACAGAAGAGCAUGGAGCAUUUACCUUUUGGGGGUCGGAGGCCCCUAUCUGUGAGCAACAUGGAGCGGCUGGACUGGUUUGCCGAACAGCUGGUGCAAGAGCAGAAGGCUCGAUUGUUGAGGAAAAAUCCGACCGUGAUUCUGAAAAACGCCACCCGUGAUAGGUGUUGGAUUCAUUCCCGAGUAAACUGCUCGGAUUGUGAGGAUCAUGUGACCGUAAGAGAGAAGCUGAUCAUGCUUUUGAGCGACAGCCUAAAAGAACCAGAUUGCCUCCGUCCACGCAAUCUGAAAGCCCACAACUGCAGUCCUGCCGAAGAUCCGAUGUACAUCGGAAACGAAGAGGCAAGGCACGUGAGAGGUGCCAACAGCUAACUUCAUCAACUUUUGCCACAACAAAACCACCUCACAUCCAUCCAUGCCUGCCCAUGGCUUCACAGAAACCUAGCUCCGCUAUGAACGAGUGUGGACAUGAACUCAUAAGCCUUAAUUCGACAUCGUAAUGCGUAAUUAGUUCAACCUCCAGCAAUUCAAGGUGGGAGGGAAAGCACCGAAGCUUGUUCAGAUGCUGAAGCGGAACGCAUGCAACCACAAAUCAGGCGCGCGUCUGCGAGAAAUUGCGCUCACAGCCUGGAAAAGUUCAGUGCACUCGAGUCCGAUGGCACCACAGUCAAUCAAACCUCCGCAACCAACUCCACGACAUCUGAGUUCUAGCAGCGACACUUAAAGCGCAACGUGGUUCCGGUCCCAUGCACGCUUCCCUUAUUGCCCAACACAAAAGCAACGUGGGGUCGUCCCACGGCUCGUCGGCGGUUGCAGUCCCUGGUGGGGCAACGAUCAUUCUCGACAGUGCCCGCUCGGCAGCACGCAGGCGUCCGAUCUACCCUCCUCUCCUCUCCCCGCAAUUCCGUCACGUGGUCGCAGCGUCUCAGCGUGCUCUCACAACUCGAAAGAGAAAAGGGCGCUGGCGCCCGUGAAGCGACGACACGACAAUGAUGGCGCCGGACUGAGUGCAUCCGACAUGGCACGCGCCUGCAAUGACCUCCCCGGCCGGCCUCGAAGCGUACUCGAAAGCUUCCGUGCCAAUGCUCGUAGUGUUCAUCAAGCACAGGCAUCGGGCUCGAAGCCUUCGGUGCCGUCAGAGGUCUACGUGCUGCGGAGGACGGAAACGAAACGAGCUCAUCGCGGCACAGGGAGAGCUUGGUAAGCCUUUCUUUCCGUGCCCGCUUGAGGAUUCGGAUUCGGGGUCGAAGUCGAGGUCUCUCUCUCUCUCUCUCGGGUUCUCUCUCACCUUGAGGCUCAGGGCUCAAGUUCAGAUGUCCGAGAGCAUUCUAUUAAUACCAGCCAGCAGCGCUCGAGAAUCCCGCUCUCAACUGUCAACAGCACCUCGAUUGAGCAAACCGAGUAAAAUUCAUGACGGCUGUCAGACACAGCCGGCCACAGGCGGGCCCACAGAACUCCGGCGACCUUGGACUGAACAAACACACACACUCACUCAAACACACAUUUCGGAACUGGGCG